AUGACCACGACGACCUCUACGUCGGUAUUGACGUCCACCUCAAUACCGCCAAUACCAAUAUACAUAUCCAACAACCAAGGUCUAAUAUGGACGAUCCAAGACCUCGCCUUUCUCCGUACUAAACAUAUCUGCAGUGCGUUAGUAGGGACGCUGCCUAGUGCUACGCAGCAGAACGUCUUCUUGGGCUUGCCGGGGAGGUUGAUGCCUGAGGAAGUUGUUUUGCUCGUUGACCUCGGACUCGCUUACCUCGUAGACGACCCAUCUUCUUACCCUUCGCCCACACGUGGGCAGCUCGAGCAAUGGGAAGACGCACGACAAGAUGACGUUGGCUUGCAACAGGAGAAGAAGGAGGAGAAGGAGAGGAGGCCGAAGAGGGUCUUGCAGGGGGAGGCGUUGAGGAAACGGGAGGAGAGGGCUCGGAGGGGGUUGGAGGGCGUGAAGGGGAAGGAAGGGGGUGAAGAGGUUUUGCAAUUGGGAGAGGAGGAGGACGGGGAGGAACGACGACCCCCAGGGGCGAAGGAACAGCCAGCACCGACGCUACCCAACAAGUCCCCCCCGCACUGGGUAUCCAUCCCCUCCUCCUCCUUCUCCCUCCCCUGGUACGCCCCCCACCUACACUGCACCCUCCACUCCGCCCUCAAAGCCAACAUCUUCAACUACCCCAGCACCCCGCUCGAGCGAGCGAAAAGCGCCUCCUUCCGCGCACUCUGGCAAGCCGGGUACUUCCUCGGCUCUGGGCUAAAGUUCGGCGGAGACUGGCUCGUCUACCCCGGGGAUCCGCUGAGGUAUCACAGCCAUUUCGUUGCUUCGGCACGGGGCAUGCGGGAUCCCCUCCACCCGAUGGAGAUCAUCGCUUUUGGAAGAUUGGGCACGGCGACUAAGAAGGCGCAUCUGCUUUGUGCAUGGGAGGAGAGCACGGGGGACGUCGAGUUCUUUUCUGUUGAAUGGGCGAAUUUUGGCUAG
Dacryopinax primogenitus is the source of this 963-nucleotide messenger RNA. RefSeq lists its product as uncharacterized. NCBI's taxonomy places the organism in Eukaryota, Fungi, Basidiomycota, Dacrymycetes, Dacrymycetales, Dacrymycetaceae. Gene Ontology annotation, biological process: tRNA-type intron splice site recognition and cleavage; tRNA splicing, via endonucleolytic cleavage and ligation. Bases 1 to 963 code for a protein of 320 amino acids. Gene Ontology annotation, molecular function: nucleic acid binding; tRNA-intron lyase activity. Gene Ontology annotation, cellular component: tRNA-intron endonuclease complex. The transcript has 3 exons. The record is from RefSeq and is a predicted model, not a curated record.